Molecule: messenger RNA, 3574 nt
Organism: Blepharisma stoltei
Lineage: Eukaryota; Ciliophora; Heterotrichea; Heterotrichida; Blepharismidae
Source: the annotation of a GenBank genome assembly
AUGAUUAGAUUGUGCAUUCUUUUAUCAUUUUUCGCUUUACUACUCCCCUGAUUUAAAUUGGAAGGUUUUUUUUUUAAAUUCUAAAAAUUAAAAAAUAUAAUUAAAUCAAAGUUUUGAAUUUUAAUUCAAAAAUUAAUCGAUUAAGUGUGAAUCCUGCUUAAAUAAUAUUUUGUGUGCACUUUCUCCAUAGAAUUAGGCCAAAAUUGAUUUUAUAAAAUUUAGUAUUUUAUUUAUAAAUGUUCCUAUUGAAAAAAAAUUAUUCUAAUUUUAGCACCCAGAAAAUAGGAAAUUUACCUAUAUUUGUUCCAAUUUAGAGUGGGGAGUUAGCAGAAUGAACAAAUGUUGUAGUUGACUCAGAUUUGCCCUCAAAAAGAGCAGGACAUACGAUUAGCAACUACAAUGGAGAGCUUUAUCUUUUUGGAGGCUGCGAUUUAGAUACAGCAUGUUAUAGUGAUGUGUAUAGGUUCAACAUGACUGUAAAUAUGUGAGAGUUAUUGAAUCCAACAGGAGAUAUUCCGACUGCAAGAGAAGGGCAUAUUGCCGCCGUAGUAGGGAGCAAGCUGUAUAUAUCAGGUGGGACUACUUUAACAGAUCUUUUGGAUGAGACAAAUAUAUUAGACUUAACAACUGUAUUUUUUACAUAUACUCAAUAAUAUUAAUUUUCUCUAUAUUUUUACUAUAUAAUUACUAUAGAAAAAUAAAUGAUAAAUUAAUAUAGAACUAUAUAGCUAGAAUGAAAAGAAGCUGAACUUGGAGGAUCAAUUGAGCCGAGAGCAUAUCAUGCAGCAGCUUUGCAUGAUUCAGGAUUAAUUUUUAUUUUUGGAGGAUAUACAUCAGAAGGAUUAAGCAAUGAAGUGAUUCUCUUAGACACAGUAAACAACCAUUGAGGAUAUCCAGCAUCUGUAGGAUCUGUGCCAAGUGCAAGGAAGUAUCAUUCUUUAAGCAGAAUUGGAGACUUUGUGUGGCUUUUCGGAGGAGAAACUGAUAGUGGAGCUGUUAAAGAUUUAUAUUAUUAUGAUAUAGAUGAAAGGCAUUGGUAUAAACAAGAUACGUCAGGUUCACCAUUAGCAAGACAAGGCCACGCAACUGCAGUGUCUGGGGAUUCAUUUUAUGUGUCAGCUGGGUGCAAUUCGGAUACUCGAUACUGCUAUUCUGAUCUUUAUAAGUUUUAUACAGAAAACAAUACUUGGGAUAAAGUUGAUUCUGGAAGUAUAUAAUAUUUGUUAGUAUUUAAUAUAGAUUUUUUAUAUAAAAAUAUAAUCAAAUUUAAUAUAAUAUAUAUCUAAUAAUAAUGAAUAUGUUCAAAAACAUCAUUUUAAUAUAAAAUAAGAUAAAUUAUAAUAAUUAUAUUUUUUUUCUAAUUAGGCAUAGUUUACAUUCAGUCCUAGAGAAGGCCACGCUAUAGAGUUUAUCGGUGGAAAUUUAUAUGCAUUUGGCGGCAGAUUUUUAACAGAAAGCUCAUAUGGCGAUUUUUUAGUUUUUGAAACCAAUGAAACUUGUCCUAAUGGCUGCUCUAGGAAUGGAGAAUGCACUGAUUAUGGCUGUGACUGCUACGGAGGAUACACAGGCUCUGACUGCUCCUACGAAACCACAUGUAGAAUGAAUUGUAAUAGCCAUGGAGUCUGUGACGACUAUACUUGUGUCUGUUAUAGCGGCUAUUACGGCUCAUAUUGUCAAGGCAUUAUAAAUUGUCCUAACAACUGUACAAGCAGUGAACAAGGCACCUGUCAGUCUUCAGGCGAAUGUUUAUGUACUGAUGGAUAUACAGGAGAUGACUGUUCUGAAAAAGAAGACUGAAAAAUGUGCCAGGAUUCCUGCAUAAAUGGGUCUUGUGACAGCAAUAAUGACUGUGUCUGCAGCUCAGGCUGGGUUGGGAAAAAUUGUGACACUGAAGCUCCAGUUGUGUAUCACAAGUCGUCAUCUUAUGAUAUUAGUAUUAAUUUGUCAGAUGACCUUGAGUAUGGAGCAUCUAAAGAAUCUUAUGAUGGCAGCUCAUCAAGUUAUUCGUCCUCAGGAAGCUACUCAGAUGAUGAUACUUCAGAUUAUAGGUCUUCUGAUACUGGAGAAAGUGACGAUUAUUAUGCUGAAAUGUAGCAGAUAUUUAUAUAAGAUUUUUUUAAAAAAUAUAAAUAAUGGUUAGUAUAGAAGAGAAUAUAUGGUUGAGUCAGAAGAUGUUGAAGUAUCUGAAGAAAGCUUUGAUAAUAUAACAGAUUCACAAGAUGCUUCAGCGAACAUGACACAAUAUGACAACUCUACACAUUUAUUAGUCCCUCACUCCCCCCCCUUCAAAUUGGAACUAAAAAUUUUGUUCCAAUUUAAAGGGGGGUUAAUUUUUUUUUUAAAAAAAAAUAUCAAUAUAAAAUUUUUUAUAAAAUAUAUAAAAUUUAAAAAAAAAAAAUCUCCAAAACUUAUCGAAUUAGAUUAAUAAAUUUGUUUAAUAAAACGCUAUUUACUCUUUAUACUUUAAAGCAAAGCAAGAUAUAACUAAUUUUUCAUUAUUAGUUAAUACGCCACUAUUAAUUGGUAUCAAAAUUAUUUACACAAAAAUUAUUAUUUUUAUUGAUAAAAACAAUUUUAGAAAAUUUAUCGAUCAAAGUGCUAAUUUUGUUUAAAUAAGAUGUAUUAUAUACUCUAUUCUUUAAAAUAAAGUAAGAAAUAAGUAAAUUUUUAAAUUUUAUAAAGAAUUCCUAUUGAAUUUAUAUCAAAACUAUUUAAAUAAAAAAUAUCAUUUUUAUCAAAAAAAACAAAAAUUUUUUUGAAAAAUUUUUAAAAAAAAAAAAAAUUAAUUUUUUUUUAAAAUUUACAAUCAAGGAUAAUAAAUUUAUUUAAAUAAGAUGCUCUUUAUACUUUUAUCUUUAAAAAAGAGCAAGAUAUAACUAAAUUUUUAAUUUUAGUUAAUAAGAAACAUUUAAUUUAUAUUAAAACUUUUUAGAUAAAAAUUAUAUAUAAUUUUUUUUUAUAAAAUUAAAUUUUGUUCCAAUUUAAAGGGGGGUUAAUUUACCAAAAAAGUGGAAAUUUUACCGAUAUUUUGUUCCAAUUUAAAGGGGGGGGAGUCAGAUGUUUGGGUUUACUGACCCAAAUGACCCUAACAGCUAUUAUACACAAAAUCUUCGAAGGGAUCCAGUUGAGGUUGAAAAAUCUGAUUAUUUAGAAGAGUUAGAAGACAAACAAGAGGACAGACAAGAUGAAAUAGAAGAAUGCCAAAUGAUGUGUAUUAUAUUAAAAAUAAAUAUCCUUAAGCAUAAUAAUCGCUAUUCCUUAUUUUCCACAAAAUCAUAGUACUUUUCUAGUAUUGACAGUCAAAAUUUAUUUUAAAUAAAUUAAUUAUCAUGGAGUUUGUUCUGAUGCAACUUGUUAUUGUGAAGAAGGAUAUACAGGGACACUUUGUGAAUACGAAGAAGACGAAGCUGACAAUGGGAUCAAGCUGACCACAGCUAUCAUUAUUAUGAUGCUUUUUUGGAUUAUCGGAUGCGCUUAUGGCUGCUACAGAAUUAAGAAGAUUAUGGAAGAAGUCAGAGCUCGAGAAGAAAGCAAAGUUGAAGAAAAAGAUGAUUUUGUUGGACUAGAAGACUAA